Messenger RNA from Vespula pensylvanica (western yellowjacket), 2604 nucleotides. It is a transcript of the gene VhaAC45, whose product is annotated as V-type proton ATPase subunit S1. NCBI's taxonomy places the organism in Eukaryota, Metazoa, Arthropoda, Insecta, Hymenoptera, Vespidae. Gene Ontology annotation, cellular component: proton-transporting V-type ATPase complex. The transcript is spliced from 3 exons. The record is from RefSeq and is a predicted model, not a curated record. The coding region runs from base 110 to 1345 and encodes 411 amino acids.
GUCAGGUGCUCGAUUGCCUUCUGCUAAGAAUCAUAGAUAGUUGGUAUUCGCCUCGCUCGUUCGAUCUAACAGUGUUAAUCAAAUUGUUUUUUCAGAAGAAUUUAUUAUCAUGACAGUACCACGUCGUACCUUAAUUUUAACUUUUUUAAUUAUAGUAUUGUGUAAUAUUUUUACGGCAAGAUGUAAUAUUUUUUCGGGCGAUGCAGUACCUGUAUUAUUAUGGGGUAGCUCACCCGAGUUUGAUUUUCGUCCAAGUGCAGUUAAUCCACUUUCGAAAACCUCUCAAGCGGAAUUUAAUCAAAUUUUGAAUAGUAAAACGGAUAAUUUGCAACCACCACUUCUUGUUUUUGUGAAAGAUAGUUUAUGUGUUGAAGAUCUCACGCAACACAAAGAAGAUCUUCGACAAGUGACAAACAGAAGUUUAUUGGCGUACUUGCCUGCAGUUGAAAAUCCCCUUUCUGUAUUCGAAGAUUUUCCUUCAUAUAAUCGAAGUUAUGAUGAUAAUGUAGACUCUGUAUCAGAUAGCCAGUUGGUAAUUAAACCAAUCACAACUUUAGAUGCUAUUUCUGAAAUAUAUAGAAGUAUCAAAGAUUCUAGUCCAAAUUUAAUUGCCGCACUUACUGGAAGAUCUUGCAGUUAUAGUCGUUCUGAACGCAUAAGAAGAGCAACCGUAGACAAUAAUUCUGAUACAUAUAAAAGUAAAGAUUUUAAUCCAAAUGCUUCAGUUAUGAUAUAUAGUUGUAAUAUAAGUAAGAAUUCUAACGAGUUCAUUGUCAGAGGAGAAAAAGUACUUUUAUAUGGAAGUCAGCUUCCAUCUAUAAAGAUUAAAGACAUGGAUUUCAAAAAUCUUUCCAGUAUAACUUCGUGUAAAGAAAUUUUGGAUCAAUUUAACAAUAUUAAUUUAACUUUAACAUUUAACGGAAUUGAUAAUAACAUGGAACAGGUAGUCCUUGACUUUAAUAUUAAAAAUCCAUCAUCUGGGUAUUAUUCUAUGAAAAGUGUAAUUUAUAAACCAAAUAAUGCGAAUCCUGAGGUUUUAACGUCUAAACUAGAUAUAGUAUUUCCAUUUAAUUUUUCUUAUCAUUGCUCAAAUGAAAUAAUAUUUUCUGAAAAUACUACUAUAUUAAAAAUCCCAAAUAUGCAAAUACAAGUUGAUGCUAAGAAAUUUGGAGAUGCAUAUGAUUGUGUUAAUUUUACUACAAUUCCAAUUUGGACAGGAAUUUUUGUUACUGCCAUGUUAGGUUCGAUUAUGAUUUGGGCAAUCAUAAUGAUUAUGGAUAUUCGUACUAUGGAUAGAUUUGAUGAUCCAAAAGGUAAAACUAUUACUAUUUCUGCUCUAGAAUGAGAUUAAAUAUAAUGAAUAAGAUAUUUAUAUAAUAUGAAUCGUAAGUAAAUAUGUGUUAGGAUAUAUUAAAAACAUAAAAGUGUAUCAUAAUGUACUAUUACAUCAUUAUGAUUUAAUAUCCUUGUAUGCAAAACUUCGUCUAUGAAAAAUUAUAUACAAACUGUGUUUCAUAUAUUUAUCUAGUGUUAGCAAAAUUAAAAUGUAAACGAAAUUUAUCUUACAGAAAUCUAUAUACCAUUCCAUUUAUAUAAUAAUAUAUCAUUUAUAAUAUUUAUAUUUCUAAUGAUAAUGAAUAAUAAUAUUUGAAAAACAUAAUUAUGAACAUUAUAUAUCAGAUAAAAAAGAUCUGUAAAUUAUUAAAUAAAAAAAAUAUAAUUUAUAGCUUGUUUCAAGUAAUAUGAAAUACGUUGCACAGUGAUAGUGAACUUUCUGAAGAUUUGUCAUAGACUGCAUAUUUACAUAUUUUUGUUAGAUAUAUUAAUGAACAAUCUAAUAUCUUGUAAAAUAAAUUAUGCCUUGUUGAAAUUUCAAAUUUCCAACAAAAUUGUUAGUAAUCUAUAAAAUAUUUUAGUGUAAAAUGUUGUUUAUUUGUACAAUUUUCUUUAUCAUAAAUGACUUUUAUUUGAUUAGAAAAAUAUAAAAUAUAUACGUAUAUAUAAUAAUAAAGUCAUUAAAUUGUAAUAUUACGAAAUACAUGUAGGAGCAUGAACUCCAUGUAUUACCAUAAAUACCAUUGAAAAUGGCGGUAGAAUAAUAAUUUGAGUAGGAUUUGCAAUUAUAGGAUGGAAAGGUGGUAAUUUACCAUCAUUUUGUAGUUUCAAUAUUUCUCCAUUCAUUCUUAAGUUCCUAGAAAUAAGUAAUAAAUAAUUAUUAAGAUUAUUAGUAUAAUUUGAACUAGCAACUAUUAUACCUCUGUAUAUAUAUAUAUGUAUGUAUGUAUAUAUAUAUGUGUGUGUAUAUAUAUAUAUUGUAAAAAUUCUUCAUUUUUAUUUUUAAUUUAAUUAAUUACCAUAAGUUAUUGUUAAAAUUUAGAAAUUGUAUAAAAAACAUAAUAAAUAUACUUAAUAUUGUCGAACCUCGAUAACUUGAAUCUUAAGAGAAAAACUAAAAUUAUGGAGGUAUCAUUUUACCAAAGUUUUCAAGUAAAAAAGUCGAAAACGAACAAAAAUUCGGCUUACAAAAGCUUUUGUACAUGAAUUUGUAUUUUUAUUUUAAUUAUAGAGGUUUGAAGAAAAAUAAAUUUAAUGUUCUGAGAUCAA